Messenger RNA from Scylla paramamosain (green mud crab), 2997 nucleotides. RefSeq names its product cell adhesion molecule Dscam2-like. Gene Ontology annotation, biological process: cell-cell adhesion. The transcript has 10 exons. Gene Ontology annotation, cellular component: cell-cell junction; plasma membrane. The coding region runs from base 1 to 2169 and encodes 722 amino acids. The record is from RefSeq and is a predicted model, not a curated record. Gene Ontology annotation, molecular function: cell adhesion molecule binding. Lineage: Eukaryota; Metazoa; Arthropoda; Malacostraca; Decapoda; Portunidae.
AUGUUCCGGCGUAGGGUGUGUGAGUGGUCUCAGUCCUACCCAAGGAUUGUCCCCGCCGGUGUGGCCACGCUGGGGGACCGCGUGGUGGUGACAAGGGGAGAUGAUGUGAGGUUGGUGUGCCUAACGGUCGGAGAGCCUCGUCCUCCUCUCACAUGGACGAAGGAUGGACGGAGAAUUGAGCCUAGUACGAGGUUUUCUCAGGACGCCGACGGUUCGCUCGUGAUUCGCGGGGUGGAGCGAAUUGACCGGGGCAACUUCACGUGCUCCAUCAACAGCGUGCGGAAACACCCUUAUGUGCACACCUCGUCUACUUCCACCAAGCGCCCCGUCCGCCCACAUUUCGGACGCCACCUCCUCCUCCCUGACGGUGACGUGGGGCAGCAGGAGAUACGGGCGGGGCGGCGGUGCGAUCGUGGGCGGUGUGGUGGCGGGCGGCGACUGGCGGGGGCUCCUGGCAUACGCGGGAGCUUGGUCGCGCCCACUCCCGUUACGUCAUCGGGGAUUUGCAGUGCGGUGCCGAGUACCAGGUUUACAUCACGGCCAGGACACACGUCGGGGUAUCGCCGCCCUCACGCCCACUCACCGCCCACACCUCCGGCUCACCCCCUGUGGCGCCGCCCUCCCGUCAGGUGGCUUCCGGGAACAGCAGUGGCCUGUGGGUGUGGCUGGGGAAGGUGGGCGGACGGUGGCUGUCCCAUCACACACUUCACCCUGGAGCUCAAGAGGUCCCGUGACCCAACCUGGACCACUUUGGCGAGUAGUCUGGCGCCACAGGAAGUGUACGAGGUGGGCAGUGUGAGCAGCGGCGCCACCUUUGGGCUUCGGCUCACGGCACACAACGCUGCAGGCGCCACAACCACAACCGUCACCGCCAACACGGGUGGAGGGGGCGGGCCUGGUGGUACGGGAGGGCUGGAAGAGGCACCCCCGAAUCCCUUUCACGCCGACCCGCGCCUUCUAGCCUCCGCUGCCGCCUCCGCCCUGGCUCUUGCUCUCACCGUGGCUGCUGCCGUGCUCUGCCUCAGGAGACGGUCGACGGCUGGGCAGGGCGGCAGCAGAGGCAGUCAGGACGACCAGGAGGCUGAGGAGAACAAGACCAAUCUCUUGCAGCAGAGAGACGCCUACUACGCCACCGUCAAGAAGCCCCAGCCCGUACCUGCCACACUAGAGCGGAUACCAGGUACCAGGGAGAAGGAGACAGAGUACUCCGAGGACAUCUACCCUUACGCCACCUUCCAGCUUGGGGAAGGGCGUGGGGGUGGCGGGGGAGGAGGUGGUGGAGGAGCACCCGAGGACACAGCCACCGCCAAGUUCCAAACCUUUGUGUAUCAAGACGCUCGGUACGGCGUGACCGAGGCACGACCACCCACCUCGCCCGAUCGCCCGGCACCCACCAGCAUCCGUGGGGAGGGCUGGGGGCGGGGGAAAGGGAGAGGCGUGCCGGGGGGGCCGAGGAGUGAGAGUGAAGAGUACGAUUCCCUUCAGUCGGACACGGACACCGAACACGCUACAUCUUCCCGCACCGAGUCUUCAAUCCACCUGGACUCCGCUACCUUGGAGACACACCACGCCCUCCACCUGCCCCUUGACCCUCACCUGGCCACCCUAGAAGCUCCCCCGUCACGCCCCGAGCCCAGCCACGCCUCCUCCCGCGGCCCAGGGGCGUGCAAGGCGUCGACCAACAGGAACAUGCAUCACAACCUGAUCUACCACGCUCCCGAGUCGAGCACCUCCACCGAGCCGUCUCCUGUGGUGGAGCGCAAGUCGUUCCCACGUAAGCUGGACGUGAGCAAAGUGUCGCGGGCUGGUGGGGCCUUCACCAGCCGGGGCUUAGGCAAGGUCGCCGCCAGCCUCCGGGGAGCCACUGCUUCCUCCUCUAAUGCCACACAGGAAACGAGUCUCUGUUUCCCAAAGAAGAUGAGCCAUGGGUCGUCUUCCGUGGACUCCAAGAGCUCUGAGGACAGCAAGUACGGCUUUACCAGGAAGAUCUCCCCUCCUGUCGCCUUCUCCGGUAGCCACAACGAACUCUCCGAGGCAGAGUGUGACCUGGAGACCCGCAAGAGGGCGGCCACGGAGGGAGACGCACCUCCUUACAUCGGACACUCGAGGUCACAGUUCAGGUCGUACGUCUCGGCACGAGGCAAGGGGGACUAUAGCAUCAAAGUUUAGGCAACGACCCGACCCUCCGCCAGGAUAGCCAAGUUUUCAUGAAUUCUUCCCAUAGAUUACGCCGCCACCGGCACUACUCCCAGUACGCCACUAGGGAUGGCUGGGGUAUCAAAACAUUCCAGCUGUUCAUAGGCCAAGCCAAUAUGGAUAAGACAUAAGUCCCAGGAUAUGGAUGUUCUUAUGACAACAUGCGAGUUGGAACAAAGAUUCUUCAGCAUCCAUUUGUUUGUAUCAUCAUGUACAUAAAAAUGUUCCCUGAGGUACAUUUUUUUUCUCUCUGGAACUGUAAAUACUCGUGCCAUGGGUGUCUGGUCAUCAUUUAUUAUUACCGUUUGAUUUACCUUGGCGUUUUUAUUAGAUAAUUGCUUUCCGGUAACACUCCAUCAGCUGGUUGAGGCUACGAGUCACAAUCACGUGUAAAGUUAGUGUGGGGUGAGUCUCUGAUCCUUCACAGUUAGAUGAUCUUUUGUACAGUCCUCAUCUUGGCGCUAAUCCCAUCAUGUAACAUAUCCAUAUUGUUCUCUGGUAGAUGUAUAUUUCUUUUUUCCGCAAGAGUUUCCCGUGACAGUCCUGGCAGCUCAUAUAAAAAAUUACCAUAUUAUGAAACGCUUCUGCGCCGCGCCUCCACUACUUUCAAAAGGCUCUAGUUAUACGGCUUUUAAAGGAUUUCUAACUUUUUUUUUUAUGGUUCUAGUGACAAGACUUCUACAUUACUGACAGGAGAAACACUCUUGAGAACUAGGCUAAUCAUCUCAGUAACCUUUCAAAAUAGUCGUGGUGAGAAAGCAAAGCGUUUCUGAAUAAAGGCCGGUCGUCACAGCGGAGCCA